Molecule: messenger RNA, 7987 nt
Organism: Leptopilina heterotoma
Lineage: Eukaryota; Metazoa; Arthropoda; Insecta; Hymenoptera; Figitidae
Gene: Tor
Product: serine/threonine-protein kinase mTOR
Exons: 10
Coding region: 306-7676 (2456 amino acids)
Biological process (GO): protein phosphorylation; TOR signaling; negative regulation of macroautophagy
Cellular component (GO): TORC1 complex; nucleus; TORC2 complex
Molecular function (GO): protein binding; protein-containing complex binding; protein serine/threonine kinase activity
Source: RefSeq, a predicted model, not a curated record
GUGUGUUUGUGAAUUUUGAUAAUGCGAUCAAUUGUAAACAAAUUUGCAAAAAAAUGUUAUUGUGCUUGAAUUACAGUAUAAUUUUUUAAGUUUCUAUAAGAAUUACAUGUCCUCUUAAUUAAUAUAAGAGUUAAUAUUGUCCAGAAUUACGUUUAUUUUAUCGAACUGAAUGGAAAACAAUAACCAACAAUUUAAGCAACAAAAUGACAAGGUCGUUGCUUUUAUUUUUGGAAAAAUUGGAGCAAUUCUUCUAGUAUGUGGACUAAAUUAGAUUAAACAAAAAGGAGGAAAAAAACGAUUUCAAAAUGUCGAGCACCGUUCAACAAUACGUUCAACGUUUAAAAUCGCGUCAUGAGGAAGUUCGUAAUGAAACGGCUCGCAAACUUUCCGUUUACGUUAAAACGGAAUUACGCGAAGCAUCACAAGAGGAAUUCACCGCAUUUAUGGACGAAUUUAAUCAUCAUAUUUUCGAAAUGGUCUCAGGCUCCGAUAUGAAUGAGAAGAAGGGUGGAAUUUUGGCGAUAAUCUGUUUAAUCGACGCCGAUGUUGGUAGUAUAAAUACACGUACUAUUAGAUUUGCGAAUUAUCUCCGACAUUUAUUGCCGUCGAGCGAUGUUGGUGUUAUGGAGUUGGCGGCAAAGACUGUUGGGAAAUUGGCCCUUGUUUCGGGCACUUAUACGGCAGCUUAUGUGGAAUUCGAAGUGAAACGAGCGUUUGAAUGGCUGGGUGGUGAUCGUAAUGAGGGGAAACGACAGGCGGCCGUUUUGGUUCUGAAAGAAUUGGCAGUAUCGAUGCCUACGUAUUUUUUUCAACAAGUAACGCCUUUUUUCGAGGUGAUCUUCAAUGCGGUGAGGGAUCCAAAAGCGGUGAUACGAGAGGGGGCGGUGGAGGCACUUCGGGCUGCUUUGGUCGUCACGGCGCAGAGAGAAACGGCUAAGCAGAUGCACAAGUCGCAGUGGUAUAAACAAUGUUACGAUGAGAUUUGUUCUGGGUUCGAGGACGUUUCUUUUAGGGAGAGGAGUUUCAAUAGGGAUGAUCGUAUUCAUGGUUCUUUGUUGGUUUUGAACGAAUUGCUGAGGUGUAGCAAUAUUCAAUGGGAGAGGGAUUAUGAGGAUCUGAUGGAGAAGUUAAAUUGCUCCCCCCAGAAGAAGGAGAACGAUAUAUUUCUCAUGAUGCCGCAUUUGAAAUCGAAUCUGGUGACUAAGUGGUCAAUGUCGUCGAAGAAUGCUCUGAAUGCACAGUCUUCACACCAUCCGACACAUGAAUCAACCGCGUGUCGUGGUUUAAUGUUGGAAAAGUUGGACGAUGUUAGUGAUGAGGUCAUGAAUCAGAGAAUAUCCCGUAAUCCGCAUAUUCAGAACGCGUUGAUGAAUCUUUUACCAAGAUUGGCGGCUUUCAAUAGAGAGAAAUUUGUUCAGAGUAAUUUGAGAGAUUGUCUGGCUUAUUUGCUGAUGACACUCAAAGGAAGGGAGAAGGACAGAGCGGCGGCUUUCACGACCAUUGGCCUGAUUGCUGUGGCUGUUGGCGAUCCGAUCAAGCCCUACUUGGGGAGAAUUAUGGAAACUAUCAAGAGUUCACUGCCCUCGAAGGAAAUGUCGAAUAAGAAGCGAGUUGCCCUGGAACCGGCCGUUUUUAUCUGUAUCACUCUCUUGGGCCACGCUGUAAAGCAGACAAUCUCCGGUGAUGUUAAGGACAUUUUGGAGUCGAUGUUGGCGACCGGUUUGAGUCCUAUUUUGACGACUUCACUACGGGAACUGGCGCACGAUGUGCCUUCGUUAAAAGCUGAUAUUUCGCAAGGUUUGCUGAGAAUGUUGUCGCAGGUGUUGAUGCACAAACCAUUGAGACAUCCUGGAGCACCCUGGAGCGCGAGUAGUCCAAAUUUGACAAGUCUGUCCGAAGUCGAUGUCUCCUCGACAGUUCUGGCACUGAGGACCCUUGGGACUUUCGAUUUCGACGAGAAUCCACUGUUACAGUUCGUGAAGCGUUGCGCGGAUCAUUUUCUCACAUCGGAACAGGCGGAGGUGCGUCUCGAGGCGGUGAGAACGUGUUCGAGGCUCCUGCGACUCUCGUUAAAUCAACCCGGACAUACGGUGACGACCACUGUUUCUUCAGUUGUCCGAAAACUACUCGAUGUUGGAAUUAUCGAUCCAGAUCCGGAUGUUCGAUUUUGGGUCCUCGCCUCCUUGGACGAAUCGUUUGAUAGUCAUUUGGCGCAGGCCGAGAGUCUCUCGGCACUGUUCGUUGGGAUGAAUGACGAGAUUUUCGAAAUUCGGGAAAUUGCCAGCAGAACGAUUGGAAGACUGAGUAUAAUGAAUCCAGCCUAUGUGAUGCCGUCCUUGAGGAAGACGUUGAUUCAACUGUUGACCGAGUUGGAGUAUUCGGGAAUGGGGCGGAAUAAGGAGCAAGCGGCGAGGAUGCUCGACCAUCUCGUGGUGAGUGCACCGAGAUUAAUUCGUCCCUACAUGGAACCGAUGCUCAAGGUUCUAGUGCCAAAAUUAAAAGAACCGGAACCGAAUCCAUGUGUUAUUUUGGCAAUUCUAAAGGCGAUUGGCGAUUUAGCGGAGGUUAGCGGUGCCGAAAUGCAGCAGUGGCUUCCGGAACUGUUGUCCAUUUUGCUGGAGAUGUUGGUCGACGCGAGUUCACCCGAGAAACGUGGGGUUGCCCUCUGGGUUCUGGGUCAACUGGUCGGGAGUACUGGUUACGUGGUGAAGCCUUACAUGCAAUAUCCGACUUUGUUGGACGUUUUGAUAAACUUUUUGAAAACGGAGCAACAGACGCAUAUUCGGAGGGAGACAAUAAGAGUACUGGGUUUACUCGGAGCACUAGAUCCCUAUAAGCAUAAGAUGAAUUUGGGUCAAAUUGACUCCCAGUUGGACACACUGACAUCGAUGGCGGAUAUAAAGAGUGACGCGGAGAUGAAUCAGGACCUGACGACGAGUGAAAUGCUGGUGAAUAUGUCGUCGUCGACUCUGGAAGAAUAUUACCCGGCGAUUGCUAUUGCAACGCUGAUGAGAAUAAUUCGCGAUCCCACGCUGUCGCAGCAUCAUACCAUGGUGGUGCAGGCCGUGACUUUUAUUUUCAAGAGUUUGGGCAUCAAGUGCGUUCCAUACAUAUCGCAGGUGAUGCCAAGUUUUCUGAAUGUUGUCCGCACGGCCGACAUUACGUUCCGUGAGUACCUUUUCCAGCAACUUGCCAUUCUGAUCGCAAUUGUGAAGCAACAUAUUAGAAAUUACCUCGACGAUAUUUUUAUUCUAAUUAAAGAAUUUUGGACCGUUAACAGUCCCUUACAGAGUACGUUAAUUUUGCUCGUUGAACACAUUGCCGUUGCAUUGGGUUCUGAGUUCAAGAUCUACAUUCCACAACUGAUACCACAAAUUCUCAAGGUGUUGAAUCAUGAUCCUAGUAAGGAUCGUACGGUGACUGUGAAACUUCUCCAAGCUCUGCAGAAGUUUGGUAAUAAUUUGGAUAAUUAUCUUCAUUUGGUGCUACCGCCGAUUGUGAAAUUGUUUUGCGCCACGGACUGUCCGAUUGUGGUGAAUAGAGUCGCUUUGGAGACGAUUGAUCAUCUGUCGGAUUGUCUAGAUUUCACGGAUUUCUCAUCGAGAAUAAUACACCCGUUGGUGAGGGUUUUGGAUCAAUUUCCGGAUCUUCGAGACACUGCGAUGGACACACUUUGUGCUAUUAUUAUUCAAUUAGGAAAGAAGUACAAGAUCUUUAUUCUUAUGGUGCAGAAGGUGAUUAUUAAGCAUAAGAUUUCGAAUACGCGCUAUGAGUGGUUGGUGCAUAAGAUUGAUAUUGAAUCGUCGGUGGUGGAUACGGAGGACUAUCUUCUGAUAAAGCAGAGGCAGUCGAAGAAUAAAAAUAGGGACAUGUCGUUGACUUCUUCGGAUACGACGACUAUAAAACGUUUACAUGUGGACGCUUCGAAUUUGCAGAAGGCUUGGACUGCGACGAGACGGGUGUCGAAGGACGAUUGGCUCGAGUGGAUUAAGAGUUUGUCGAUUGGUUUGUUGAAGGAGUCACCGUCGCCGGCCUUGAGAUCCUGUUGGGCUUUGGCACAGACUUAUUCACAAUUGCCGAGGGAUCUAUUUAAUGCCGCUUUCGUUUCGUGUUGGUCCGAAUUGAACGAGAGUUAUCGAGCCGAACUGAUACAGACACUUCAGCAAGCUCUAAUGGUGCCUGAUUUGCCGGAAAUAACGCAGACGAUUUUGAAUUUAGCCGAAUUUAUGGAGCACUGUGACAAGGGACCAUUGCCGCUGGAUAAUAAAAUUCUCGGUGAACGAGCAAUGCAUUGUCGUGCCUACGCGAAAGCGCUUCAUUACAAGGAGGACGAAUUUCACAAGAGCAAGAAUAAGAACGACUCGGAGAGGGCCGACUCGAAGAAUAAUGAUUCGAAGAGUAAUGUUUUUGAGUCACUGAUAUCGAUUAAUAAUAAGUUGCAGCAGAAAGAAGCUGCUGAGGGUUUGUUGGAGUACGUGAUGAAUCAGCACAGUCAGCCUGAAUUGAAGGUGCAAGUGAGAUGGUACGAGAAGUUGCACAACUGGGACAAGGCCCUUCAACUUUAUAACGAGAGACUCGAGAUUGAUUCGAACGAUGUGGAAUCGACUCUGGGUGAAAUGAGAUGUCUCGAGGCUUUGGGAGAAUGGGGACAGCUUCAUGAAGUCGCGAUGAAGCAGUGGUCGAAUCAGAGUGAGGAGACGAAGCAAAGAAUGGCGAGGAUGGCAGCAGCGGCCGCUUGGGGCCUUAAUCAGUGGGAGAGUAUGCAGAAGUAUGUCUCGUUGAUAUCGAAAGACACGCAAGAUGGUGCAUUCUAUCGAGCUGUGCUGGCAAUUCAUGAUGAGCGUUACGACGUUGCUCAUGAAUUAAUUGAGAGUGCGCGGGAUUUACUGGACACGGAAUUAACCGCAAUGGCUGGGGAGAGUUAUCAACGGGCGUAUAAUGCGAUGGUCGAGGUGCAAAAAUUGGCCGAAUUGGAGGAAGUGAUUCAAUUUAAAUUGGUACCCGAGAGGAGGUCAACUAUCAAGAGUAUGUGGUGGGAGAGACUUCAGGGUGGUCAGAGAAUUGUCGAGGAUUGGCAGAAGAUUAUUCAGGUUCAUACGCUCGUUGUUUCACCACAAGAUGAUAUGUACACUUGGCUGAAGUACGCGAGUCUUUGUAGAAAGAGUGGAAAUUUAAUGUUGUGUCACAAAACGCUGGUGAUGCUUCUUGGAAUGGAUCCUUCGCUGGUUCCUGACAAACCGCUUCCUACUCAUCAUCCACAGGUAACAUUCGCCUACUGUAAACACAUGUGGGUCGCUGGCAAACGAGACGAGGCUUACUGUCAAUUGCAGAAAUUCGUCACAUCGUCAUUAACAAAUUCGGGAAAUUCGGUGAUAAAUCAAGAAGAUGAGAAGCAUCAAGACGCAAGGAAGCGUUUACUCGCGAGAUGUUAUCUAAAACUGGGCGAAUGGACCGAAGCCCUACAGGGUAUCAAGGAGCACUCGAUUCCAAUGGUUCUCACCUACUAUUCAGCCGCUACCGAGCACGAUCCCACAUGGUACAAAGCUUGGCAUUCAUUUGCCUACACAAAUUACGAAACAGUUCUCUUCUACAAACAUCAACAAGGCGAAAUGAUAAAUCAAGAUAAUUCCCUUUCGUCCAACGGCUCUCGAAAUCUCUGCAGUUCCCAGUACAUUUCCCGCUACGCCGUUCCUGCCGUCGAGGGCUUCUUCCGUUCCAUCAAUUUGUCACACGGCAAUUCUCUUCAAGACACACUGCGACUCCUCACACUCUGGUUCGAAUACGGACAAUGGCCAGAGGUCUACGACGCAAUUGUCGAGGGUAUUCGCAUGAUUGAAAUAAACACCUGGCUCCAAGUGAUUCCACAAUUAAUCGCUAGAAUCGACACACCAAGAGCACUCGUCGGACGAUGCAUUCAUCAUUUAUUGAUCGACAUUGGCAAAUCACAUCCGCAGGCUCUCGUCUAUCCAUUGACGGUCGCAUCAAAAAGUGCGAGUCACGCGAGAAAAACGGCGGCUAAUAAAAUUUUGAAAAAUAUGUGCGAACACAGUCCCACACUGGUGCAACAGGCAAUCAUGGCUAGUGAUGAAUUGAUAAGAGUGGCAAUAUUGUGGCAUGAGUUGUGGCACGCUGGUCUUGAGGAGGCGAGUCGUUUGUACUUUGGCGAGAGAAAUGUUAAGGGUAUGUUUGAUACAUUGGAGCCGUUGCACGCGAUGCUCGAACGUGGUCCACAAACAUUGAAGGAGACAUCGUUUAAUCAAGCCUACGGACGGGAUUUAGUUGAAGCUCAAGAUUGGUGCCAUAGAUUUAAAGCUUCGGGCAAUGUUCGCGAUUUGAAUCAGGCGUGGGAUCUUUAUUAUCACGUUUUUCGACGAAUCUCACGACAAUUGCCACAAUUGACAAGUUUGGAAUUGCAAUAUGUGAGUCCAAAACUUUUAUUGUGUCGGGAUCUUGAAUUGGCCGUGCCUGGAAGCUAUCAACCUGGACAGCCAAUUAUUCGGAUAUCGAACUUUCACAGUUCGAUGCAAGUCAUUACGAGUAAACAACGACCGAGGAAAUUGUGCAUUAAAGGGAGUAAUGGCAAGGAUUACAUGUUCCUUUUGAAGGGACACGAAGAUCUUCGACAGGACGAGCGUGUGAUGCAGUUAUUCGGUUUAGUUAAUACAUUAUUGUUGCACGAUCCUGACACUUUUAGGAGAAAUCUUACUAUACAGAGAUACGCUGUGAUACCAUUGUCGACAAAUAGUGGCCUUAUUGGUUGGGUGCCUCAUUGCGAUACAUUGCACACCCUGAUUAGAGAUUAUCGAGAAAAGAAGAAAAUUCUCCUCAAUAUAGAACACCGAAUUAUGCUUCGAAUGGCACCAGAUUACGAUCAUCUUAUGUUAAUGCAAAAAGUAGAAGUAUUCGAACACGCCCUGGAGCAUACGAACGGUGACGAUUUAUCGCGUCUCCUCUGGCUGAAAUCGCCAUCAAGUGAAGUAUGGUUUGAUCGUCGGACAAAUUACACACGUUCAUUGGCAGUGAUGUCAAUGGUUGGCUAUAUUCUUGGACUUGGUGAUCGUCAUCCAUCGAAUUUGAUGCUUGAUCGUUUGAGUGGAAAAAUUCUUCACAUUGAUUUUGGUGAUUGCUUCGAAGUGGCAAUGACACGUGAAAAAUUCCCUGAGAAAAUUCCAUUUAGAUUGACGAGAAUGUUAAUUAAUGCAAUGGAAGUGACGGGCAUUGAGGGCACAUACAGAAGGACCUGUGAAUCCGUUAUGUCUGUUUUACAUCGAAAUAAGGACAGUCUUAUGGCAGUUUUGGAAGCUUUUGUCUAUGAUCCUUUGUUGAAUUGGCGUCUCAUGGACAAUACGGUGCCGAAGGUGAAGAGAUCCGAUGCUCAGGGAAUGAGCGCGAGUAGUAGUCAGGAACGUGGUGAUAUUAUUGAUUCGCUGACGUCAACUUUGCCGAAAAAAGGAGCUCCUUGCAGUAUCGAGAAUGGUGGGGACAGUAAUCAGCCGGAAGCUCUGAACAAAAAGGCGCUUGCAAUCACAAAUAGAGUUAGGGACAAACUCACUGGUCGCGAUUUUUCACACGAUCAAAUGUUGAGCGUUCAACGACAAGUUGAUCUUUUAAUUCAACAGGCAACCAAUAAUGAAAACCUCUGCCAGUGUUACAUCGGAUGGUGUCCAUUUUGGUAGAUGAGAAAUAAAGAAAUAAAUAAAAAGGAGGACAAACUUCUUAUGGUAAAAAACUAAGCGCACUAUGAAUAUAUAAUUUUAUUUUACAGAAGCUGAUCAAAAAUGAAGUUCAGUUAAUUUACGAUUUUUGUCGUUGUACUAAUUUGUAUAUAUUAAUACAGUCGCACGCGACGAUUAAGUUUAAAUUCUUUUUUUUUUUUUUUAAAUAAUUUUAUUAAUAUUUUACCAGUAAACUGAUAUUGUAAAAAAACGAAAGGUUUUCUGUACUCGUAGAUUCGAUGUAUAAAGAAAUAAAAACAAAAAAUUAAAAA